CGAAGAGCCGGAAAGGGAAGAAAAAAUCCCAGGAAAAUAAAAACAAAGGAAACAAAACCCAGGACAUACAGCUGAAGACAAGUGAGCCAGAUUCCACCUUUGCAAAUAUGAGAGAUUCUGUGGAAGGUCCUAAAGAAGAGGAGGAGAAGCCUUCGGCUUCAGCACUUGAGCAGCCAGCCGUUCUUCAGGAGGUGGCUGGUCAGGAUGUGCUUCCAGAACUGGUAACCCCUCCCGCUGCCUGUGAGCCGCAACCAGAACCAGACGAGAAAUUAGAAGCAACAAACUGUGAGGUGAAUGAUUUGGAGGAAGAGGAGGAGGAGGAGCAGGAGGAGGAAGAAGAAGAAGAAGAAGAUGAUGAAGAUGAGUUGGAAGAAGACGGGGAGGAGGAAGCUGACAUGCCAAAUGAAAGUUCUGUGAAAGAGCCAGAAAUACGGUGUGAUGAGAAACCAGAAGAUUUAUUAGAAGAACCAAAAAAUACUUCAAAAGAAGUUCUUGAAGACUCUCCAGAGGAGGUAACACCUGUUAUCAAAAUCCCGAAAACUAAGGAAGAGGCCAAUGGUGAUGCAUUUGAAACAUUUAUGUUUCCAUGUCAGCACUGUGAGAGGAAGUUCACAACCAAGCAGGGGCUGGAGCGUCACAUGCACAUCCACAUGUCGACGGUCAAUCAUGCUUUCAAAUGCAAGUACUGCGGGAAAGCUUUCGGCACGCAGAUUAACAGGAGGCGGCAUGAGCGGCGCCACGAAGCAGGGUUAAAGCGAAAACCCAGCUUGACACUGCAGCCAUCAGAGGACCCAGCUAAUGGCAAAGUAUCUGGAGAAAAUGUUACUCAGAAAGAUGAAUUGAAUCUUCCCAAUCUUGGGCAAGACUGUCUGAUCGUGAGUUCAGAGAAAGCUUCCCAAGAAACAGUAAAUUCUUCUAUUUUAGAAGAGAAUGGGGAAGUUAAAGAACUUCAUCCAUGCAAAUACUGUAAAAAGGUUUUUGGAACUCAUACUAAUAUGCGACGGCAUCAGCGUAGAGUUCACGAACGCCAUCUGAUUCCCAAAGGUGUACGGCGAAAAGGAGGCCUUGAAGAGCUGCAGCCUCCGGUGGAGCAGGCCCAGCCCACCCAGAAUGUCUACGUCCCGAGCACAGAGCCAGAGGAGGAGGGGGAAGCAGAUGACGUUUACAUCAUGGACAUUUCUAGCAAUAUCUCUGAAAACUUAAAUUACUAUAUUGAUGGUAAAAUUCAAACUAACAACACCACCAGUAGCUGUGAUGUGAUUGAAAUGGAAUCUAAUUCGGCAGAUUUGUAUGGUAUAAAUUGUCUGCUCACUCCAGUUACAGUGGAAAUUACUCAAAAUAUAAAGACCACACAGGUCCCUAUAACAGAUGAUCUUCCUAAAGAACCUUCCAGCAGCACAAACAGUGAGUCCAAGAAACGGAGAACUACUAGUCCACCUGUGCUACCCAGAAUUAAAGCCGAAACAGAUUCUGACCCUGUGGCUCCCUCGUGUUCUUUAAGUCUGCCUCUGAGCAUAUCAACGACAGAGACAGUGUCUUUCCAUAAAGAGAAAAGUGUUUAUUUGUCAUCACAGCUCAAACAGCUUCUUCAAAACCAGGAUAAACUAACUCCUCCUGUAGGGAUUUCAGCAACUGAAAUACCUAAACUAGGUCCUGUUUGUGUGUCUGCUCCUGCAUCCAUGUUACCCGUGACCUCCAGUAGGUUCAAGAGGCGAACCACCUCUCCUCCCAGCUCUCCACAGCACAGUCCUGCCCUUCGAGACUUUGGAAAGCCAAGUGACGGGAAAGCAGCAUGGACCGAUUCGGUUCUGACUUCCAAGAAACCCAAAUUAGAAAGUCACAGUGACUCACCAGCCUGGAGUAUGUCUGGGAGAGAUGAGAGAGAAACUGUGAGCCCUUCGUGCUUUGAUGAAUAUAAAAUAUCUAAAGAGUGGACAGCCAGUUCUACUUUUAGCAAUGUGUGCAACCAACAGCCACUGGAUUUAUCCAGUGGUGUCAAACAGAAGGGUGAGGGUACAGGCAAGACUCUGGUCCAGUGGGAAUCUGUAUUAGAUCUCAGUGUGCAUAAAAAGCCUUGUAGUGACUCUGAAGGGAAGGAAUUCAAAGAAAAUCAUUCAGUACAGUCAACCUGUAGUGCUGUAAAGAAAAAGAAACCAACCACCCGCAUGCUACAGAAGGUUCUUCUCAAUGAAUAUAAUGGCGUCGAUUUACCUGUAGAAAACACUGCAGAUGUGGCCAGGAGCCCAAGUCCUUGCAAGUCCCUAGAAGCCCAGCCAGAUCCUGACCUUGGCCCUGACGCUGGUUUCCCUGCCCCGACUGCUGAGUCCUCACCUGGUGUUUGUCCUUCGUCACCUGCCCUGCAGCCGUCUUCCCAUUCUUCCAGUCAGUUGCCUCCUCUCUUGGUCCCCACAGAUCCCUCGUCUCCUCCACCCUGUCCUCCGGUAUUAACUGUUGCCACUCCGCCUCCUCCCCUCCUUCCUACCAUACCUCUUCCAGCCCCCUCUUCCGGCACAUCUCCUCAUCCAUGUCCCUCGCCACUCUCGAAUGCCACUACACAGUCCCCACUCCCAGUUCUGUCCCCUACAGUAUCUCCCUCUCCCUCUCCCAUUCCCCCCGUGGAGCCUCUUAUGUCUGCUGCUUCACCUGGGCCUCCAACACUUUCUUCUUCCUCCUCCUCCUCAUCUUCCUCCUCUUCAUUCUCUUCCUCCUCCUCCUCUUCCCCUUCUCCACCUCCUCUUUCUGCAGUAUCAUCUGUCGUUUCCUCUGGUGAUAAUCUGGAGGCUUCUCUCCCCAUGAUAUCUUUCAAACCGGAGGAAUUAGAGAAUGAAGAUCUGAAACCCAGGGAAGAGCCCCAGUCUGCUGUUGAACAGGAUAUCGUUCAGGAAACAUUCAACAAAAACUUUGUUUGCAAUGUCUGUGAAUCACCUUUUCUUUCCAUUAAAGAUCUAACCAAACAUUUAUCUAUUCAUGCUGAAGAAUGGCCCUUCAAAUGUGAAUUUUGUGUACAGCUUUUUAAGGAUAAAACUGAUUUGUCAGAGCAUCGAUUUUUGCUUCAUGGAGUUGGAAAUAUCUUUGUAUGUUCUGUUUGUAAAAAAGAAUUUGCUUUUUUGUGCAAUUUGCAGCAGCACCAGCGAGAUCUCCACCCAGAUAAGGUGUGCACACACCACGAGUUUGAAAGUGGGACUCUGAGGCCCCAGAACUUCACAGAUCCCAGCAAGGCCCAUAUAGAGCAUAUGCAGAGUUUGCCAGAAGAUCCAUUAGAAACUUCUAAAGAAGAGGAAGAGUUAAAUGAUUCCUCUGAAGAGCUUUAUACGACCAUAAAAAUAAUGGCUUCUGGAAUAAAGACGAAAGAUCCAGAUGUUCGAUUGGGUCUCAAUCAGCAUUACCCAAGCUUUAAGCCACCUCCAUUUCAGUACCAUCACCGAAAUCCCAUGGGUAUUGGUGUGACGGCCACAAAUUUCACUACACACAAUAUUCCACAGACGUUUACUACUGCCAUUCGCUGCACAAAAUGUGGAAAAGGCGUUGACAACAUGCCUGAGUUGCACAAACAUAUCCUGGCAUGUGCUUCUGCAAGUGACAAGAAGAGGUAUACCCCUAAGAAAAAUCCAGUACCGUUGAAACAAACUAUACAACCCAAAAAUGGUGUGGUGGUUUUAGAUAACUCUGGGAAAAAUGCCUUCCGACGAAUGGGACAACCCAAAAGAUUGAACUUUAGUGUUGAGCUUAGCAAAAUGUCAUCGAAUAAGCUCAAAUUAAAUGCAUUGAAGAAAAAAAAUCAGCUUGUACAGAAAGCAAUCCUUCAAAAAAACAAAUCUGCAAAGCAGAAGGCUGACUUGAAAAGUGCUUCUGAGUCAUCGUCUCACAUCUGCCCUUACUGUAAUCGAGAGUUCACAUACAUUGGAAGCCUGAAUAAACAUGCCGCUUUCAGCUGUCCCAAAAAGCCCCUUUCUCCUCCCAAAAAAAAAGUUUCUCAUUCAUCCAAGAAAGGUGGACACUCAUCACCUGCAAGUAGUGACAAAAACAGUAACAGCAACCACCGCAGACGGACAGCAGAUGCAGAGAUUAAAAUGCAAAGCACGCAGGCUCCUUUGGGCAAGACCAGAGCCCGCAGCUCAGGCCCUGCCCAAGUCCCACUGCCCUCCUCGUCCUUCAGGUCCAAGCAGAAUGUCAAAUUUGCAACUUCGGUUAAGUCCAAAAAACCAAGCUCCUCUUUAAGGAACUCCAGCCCAAUAAGAAUGGCUAAAAUAACUCACGUUGAGGGGAAAAAACCGAAAGCUGUGGCCAAGAAUCAUUCAGCCCAGCUCUCGAGCAAAACCUCCCGGACCCUGCACGUGAGGGUACAGAAGAGCAAAGCUGUUUUACAAAGCAAGUCCGCCCUGGCGAGCAAGAAAAGAACAGACCGGUUCAAUAUAAAAUCCAGAGAGCGGAGUGGGGGGCCAGUCACCCGAAGCCUUCAGCUGGCAGCUGCUGCCGACCUGAGUGACAACAAGAGAGAGGAUGGCAGUGCCAAGCAGGAGCUGAAGGACUUCAGGAACUUCCUGUAGAAAAGCCCCCAAAACAAAACAAACCUUAAUUGACUAAAAGAUAUUGCAUGCUCAACUUAGGAUAAGCACUACGGCAAAGGAUACGAAAUCUACCAAGCUUGCAAGACCAGUUGAAGCUGACUCAAAAAUCCUAACACACAACCGAUUGCCAGCAGGCUUAGAGUCAGGCAUCUGCUUCUUCGGUGGUGCCCAACCCCGUGUGCUGGGCUCCUGGGUGAUUGAGAUCCAAAGAGGAGGGCACUGUAAGACGGGCUAGAUGAACUGGCUUCUCGUCACGGGACUGGUAACUCAGAUCUGAGUGUAGCCCUUGUUUUUGGCACAUAGGAGAGAAAGGAAUGAUUUGAACUUAACCUUGCAAAGCAAGUCCUCUGUUUUGGCAGUAGUUUGUUGUAGAUUUCAGGGAUGACAAAUUCAGAUGCACUCAUUUAAAACGUUUUGCUCACUUACCAGCUCUUGAUGCCUUUCUUUUAAAUGAAUUAUAGACAGAGAGAGGCAAUUUAGCCGAUCUCUUGCUCUGUUUUUGUUUUUAAAUCACAAGCAGAUUGCCAGCAUAAUGGAGAGGAAACCAGAUUGGAUAUGGACUUUUUUUAUGCCUCUUACCAUGUCAUGUUUGUAUAUCCAAAUGGAUAUUAUCUUCUCAAAUUAUUAUCUGGCACUAAUUUAUAACUAUUACAUAUUGUCAGAGACUAUGUAGCAGUAUGUGAAUGCACAGGGUGCAUCCCAGGCCUAUGAGAUGUCUGUCUACACAGAAGUAGAUAUGAAUUUACAUACCAGGUUUUACUCUUGAGUCUCUGUAGAGAUUAAAGACAACAAAUUGGCCUCUGCUUAAGUCUGCAAGUAUCAUUUCUCCAUGCAUUUUUCUGCACCCCCACCCCGAUUAAUGACUGAGUUGGUGGAAAAUGGCUAGGUUUUAUUCAUACUGUUUUUGUUCUCAACUUUAAAAGUAAUCUACCUCUUAAAAUUUGUAGUUUAAUAUUUGGUGAAUUUAUGCCACUUUAACCCUUUCACUAUCAUUCCCAUUUUGUUACAUUUCUGUUAUGGGGACUUUAUGUUGAAAUAUUGUAUAAAGCAUUUGUAGCAGUUUAAAAAUAAAAUAUUUAAAAUUAUUUAAAUUGUUUUGGACGCUUCAAUUGUAUUAUAUGUGAUUUACAUUUUACAUUUUUUGUUUGAGUUGUUAAUCUGGAGCGUGUUCCUGUAUUGAAGUUUGCUGUUAGUUAUUUUAUUGCUUCUUGUUGGAGAGUGCUAUAAAAGACUAUUCUCAUGAAAACAUUAAAAUUUACAAUUUGACAUACAAAAGGGGUUGUCCAUUGAUUUUAACCAAUGUAGCCUUGAGAGAGAGGUUAAUUAUAGACGAGUGGUGUUUGCUGUUUUUCCUCUUCAGCAUCGAAAUCAUUGGGGCUUGUCAGAUGUAUAAAAAAAAAGGUUUUUUUAUGCUGUUGCUGCAAACACUUAAUAACUAGGGGAGAAUUUAAAUGAUACAUUUUACAUAAUUGUAACCAAUAAAAAACUUUCUAAAA
This is a messenger RNA of Propithecus coquereli (Coquerel's sifaka), 6064 nucleotides long. It is a transcript of the gene PRDM2, whose product is annotated as PR domain containing 2, with ZNF domain. The transcript is spliced from 4 exons. Gene Ontology annotation, cellular component: nucleus. NCBI's taxonomy places the organism in Eukaryota, Metazoa, Chordata, Mammalia, Primates, Indriidae. Gene Ontology annotation, molecular function: histone methyltransferase activity. Bases 108 to 4547 code for a protein of 1479 amino acids. The record is from RefSeq and is a predicted model, not a curated record.